Ruditapes philippinarum (Manila clam) is the source of this 1770-nucleotide messenger RNA. RefSeq lists its product as uncharacterized. The coding region runs from base 1 to 1614 and encodes 537 amino acids. The record is from RefSeq and is a predicted model, not a curated record. The transcript has 4 exons. Lineage: Eukaryota; Metazoa; Mollusca; Bivalvia; Venerida; Veneridae.
AUGGUUGAGGAAGACCAUUAUACAGAUAUUAGCGCAGACGAAAAUGCAGAUUAUACAGAUACUAGCUCAGAGGAAAAUGCAAUACGUAUGACAAGAGAGACGAUUGCAUCGCAGAUUGCUACUUUGAUUUAUAAAGUUGAAAAGCUGCUUGGUGUAAACGUACUUCCAACAAAUAAAGAAAUUCAGACUAUAAACAAAUGUUUCGGGAGGCAAUCUCAAAAAAUGAAAACACUUUGUGAACAAAUUUGUGGAGUUAUAAAAAUUGAAAUUUAUAAAGAUUCAGCUACAGACAUAUGGCCAGCAUGGAAUCCAAAAAGUGAUAACAUAGUUUUUGUUGUAGAAUUGACAAACAAAAAUAAAAUUAGUAGUACUUAUUGCAAUCAUUACGAUCUUGAAAUAAUAGAAUACGACAGGAAUUGUAGCGCUUUUGAGAAAGAAAGUCAUAUGGUUAUGGAAAAAGAAAAGGAAUUGUUGACGAAUCAAACAUAUGAUGAUAUCAGUCGCUUGCAAAGUCUUCAGAAAGAAAUAUCAACAUUUUCAAAAGAACUGAUGGAUAAGCAUAAAAACAUAACUGCAAUUUUUCCUAGUAUUGUGAAGUCUGUUGGAUAUUUCAAAUCUGGCAAACAUAGAUUUAUCGAAAUGUUAUGUAUUUCCAUACGUGUUGAAAAGAAAGUCAGUGGUUUGAUUCCACUAGCAGAAGAGCCUAUCACACGUUUUUUAGGUACAUUUCCAACUGAUGUUAUUGCUGGGGACUUUUGCUUUCUUGGUGACAGACCUAAUGAUUUUCAUGAAAAUAUAAAAAUUGGGUCAGCAAUCCAUGCUGGAUUAAAAACAGAUAAAGGGGAGAUGUUAGGUGGAACAAUGGGUUGUUUCGUGAAACACAAAAUAUUUGGAAUGUGCUGUUUAACAUCCGCACAUAUCGUUUUGUCACAAGCUGAGAUUCAAGAGGUGCUAAAGGACGGGUACCAUGAAUACGAUAGAAAUAGUUUGAAACCGGUAUUCCAGCCAAUUAGCAAAACAUUAUCGCAAUUUGGACAAGUUGUUGCAGCUGCGUGUAACGAGGGGCAAAGUGAAACGCCUGGGGUAGAAGUGGCAUUGAUACAAAUCCUGUGCAGGCAACCAACAUCAGGGUCUUUUCCACUUACAGAUUCCAAAACAAGGCACACAUUUGCGUUUAAUUCAGGAAAUAUAGCUGAUGCAAAACUGGUAAGACCAUUGACACAAGUGUUUAAGUUUGGUAUUGAAACCGGACCAACUCUCGGGUUACUGGGAAUACCGGGUGUUUCUGUUCGAUACCGGGGAGGCCUACGAUUAGAGAAUCAACUAGUUGUUAUGCCAAAGAAAGAUGCUGUUUUUGCUAUGAAUGGUGACUCUGGGUCACUUGCAUUUAUUGGUAUAUCAUGUCCGGGAACAGAGGCUGCGAUAGGGUUGGUUUCGGGAGGAUUCGACAGCGGUCAAGUUCUAGUCACACCAAUUCAUGCUGCAUUAAAAGCUGUCCAGUGUCCGCCUUAUUUACAUAGAUUUGAAGAUGCAGAUUCGGGAUUUAAUGACGACAUUUCAGAAGGCUGUGAAAAUAUGGAUUGCACUGAAGUUUCAUGGCAUGCUGUGAUCUAAACCUGUAGAACUAAAGAUUGCCCAUAUUUUGUAAUGUUUUAAAAUGACAUUUUCAAAUUUACUUUUUAGAUAAGUUUUACUUCAUCUUAAGUUCUGUGAAUAGGUAUUGAUAAUUGAUACCAAUAUUUAUCUUAGACGGACAACUUUAUGUUAAUG